AUGGGUCAGCCAAGACCGCGGAGGGAGGGGAAAUUCGUCCGGCAACGCCUUGUCCCCAAGGUGGAAGGGACUGCGGAAGCCCUCCAUCUGCUUGUGACGCCGUCCGUCUCGGAUCCGUGCAUGAACGGCUUUCUACCACAGGGCCAGCUGCAGAUGGCACCGGCCGGCUUCGCACGCCUCCUUCCCGGAGUGCCGCUCUUGGUGUUCGCGUUCCUGCCCUGCACCAUCACAGGACCCCCUUGUCCCAAGUCACACGCGUGCGUGUUUCCCUGCCCAGGCACAGAACUGGCCAUCAACAACAACACUACUGAUCGCUGGCUGCCCACCGAGCCGGGCCAGGAUCAGUCCCUCUCGUGUAGGGUGCAGAAUCCCAGCCAGGCUGAGGAGCUACUCUGGUUUCGUGAGGAUGGGAGGGUCAGUCUGCAGGAGGGGAACCGAGUGAACGCCAGCGACAUCUGCAUCUCCCCCGUCUCCGUGGACGACAACGGGGUCUCCUUCACGUGCCAGCUGGCUCGGAAUCAAUCCGCCCGGAUCUCCGUGGUGCUGGACGUUGUGUUCCCACCCAUCUUAGCCGGAGAAAACCUUACGUCCGUACAAGAAGAGGACGACGCAACACUGAACUGCCGCACCAAGGCCAACCCUGUGGCCGAGAUGACGUGGUAUAAAGACAAGCUCUUCCUCAGCCUGACGGAGCCCCGAUACCGGAUUUUACAGAGCAGCGAGCUUUUUCAGCUGGUCAUCCAGAAAGUCCAGAAAUCCGACAGCGGGAAUUACACCUGCAUGGCGGUAUCCAGCCGCGGAAAUGCGAGCUGGCAAUUCCAACUGGUUGUCCAAGGUAAUCCUGCAUGGACUGGCCUGCCCGAGAGCAAGCAACCUGCCGGCGGCUGCCUGGCGGUGCCCCGGGGCAGGGGUCCGUUCCGUUUAUGUCGGGCUGGCAGCGGCAGCCCCCGAGCUGUCGGGAUGGCUGCGUGGCCAGCCGUGGGCAGUGCCCCGUGGAAGGCGUGACGGCAGCACUUGCAGGCCCGUGCCAGGGCUGCCUGGGGCCCGGACUCUGCCGGAUGAUAGAGGGCUGGAUGUCCGGCCCUGGGCGAGGGAGCCAGACUAGGCAGCUUUCGCAUCCCUCCAGCUCCUGAGCAAGGCUCCUGGGAGCCCGUGGCCUCACCCAAGCAUCUUCGGGACCCAGCUUGCGUUCAGGUCCUUACGCGUACAGUUGGGGCUGAGCCGCAACUGGGAUCCGUUGUAGCACAUGCUAAACUCUUGGCUGCAGCAGGGCCAUGGUGCUUGUGCCCCUGGGGAUGUGCCAGAGGGCCUCCCGGACUCUCUCGACACAGGGCGGUCCCUGACACAAAGCCCCUUGUGCGGUGGAGCUCCCGGUCGGGGAAGCCGCAGGAUGCACAGGGUCUGGUCUGCGGCUCCGCCAGUGUCUCAUCGGCAUGCCGUUAUGGGAAGCACC
This is a messenger RNA of Varanus komodoensis (Komodo dragon), 1453 nucleotides long. It is a transcript of the gene TMIGD1, whose product is annotated as transmembrane and immunoglobulin domain containing 1. The record is from RefSeq and is a predicted model, not a curated record. The coding region runs from base 1 to 1005 and encodes 334 amino acids. NCBI's taxonomy places the organism in Eukaryota, Metazoa, Chordata, Lepidosauria, Squamata, Varanidae. The transcript has 3 exons.